CCAGAGUACUUCCGGUCAUUAUUUCCGGGUCGUGUUUCUUUACACGCUACUCAAACGGCCAAGCUCGCGUUGAAAGCAAACCGGAGAAGUUCUGUCGAAACUCAGCUAUCAUGUUCAAACUGGAAGGACUCGGGCCUAAAAUGGACCCAGAGGAAAUGAGGAAGAAAAUGCGACAGGACGUCGUCUCAUCUUUACGAAACUUUCUUAUUUACGUCGCUCUCCUGAGAGCCACUCCUUAUGUAUUAAAGCAACUGGACAGUAUAUGAGAAGGGGGUCUUCCUUCUAUCCCGAGAAUUACCGAUAGCAGAAGCUGUGUGGGACGUGUGGAGGAUGUCCAUCUUCACCACUUGCAUUUAUUUUCAUUGUGUUGAUCGCUUGAUUUUUGCCGACAAAACCUUGUGCUCAUUUAGCAACACGUAAACUUAUGAAAUUCCAUUUUGUUAUUAAAUGGAAGACAUAAAUUGG
This is a messenger RNA of Syngnathoides biaculeatus (alligator pipefish), 465 nucleotides long. It is a transcript of the gene tomm5, whose product is annotated as translocase of outer mitochondrial membrane 5 homolog (yeast). Gene Ontology annotation, cellular component: mitochondrial outer membrane translocase complex. The record is from RefSeq and is a predicted model, not a curated record. The coding region runs from base 111 to 266 and encodes 51 amino acids. NCBI's taxonomy places the organism in Eukaryota, Metazoa, Chordata, Actinopteri, Syngnathiformes, Syngnathidae. The transcript has 2 exons.